GCUACCUGUAAACAUGGCGUAAAUAUAACGAAAUUUUGAGCGACAAGCAUAAAAAAAUGUAUGCUACAAAAUUUAUUUCAUUGCUUAACAACAACAAAAAUAAUAUAAAUUAAUGUGGAAAUACAGACUAACCUCAAAUUACACAGAUAUCCCUUUAAAUGGGAUUAACAUUUAAGAUAACUUUAUCAAAAGAUACAUUCAUUCCCAUGAACCAUGAGAGAUACGAAGAAAAGAAUUGUUCUUUUUAUACAUUUCCAAAACAAGAAGCGUUUAAAAGUAAUGAAAAUAAUAUGAUUUGUCCAAAAAUACUAACUCCAAUUGCUAGCAUUUCUCGUGCUUCAAACGAUUCGUUACGUUGUAUGGUAUCUUCUGCUGAUGUUAUUUCCACUGAUUGCGAUACAAAUAAACAUGUUUAUCCAGAAAUGGGGUUUUACUUAAAACAGGACACAGUAACCAAAUUGAAAGAUAGUACUCGAAAACUAAUACGAAUUAUAGAAGAAAUACAAGCGAAGACACGUAAACGACCAGCCACAAUUGAUGGAGAUACCAAUUCUAUCGCAACAGUUAUCGAUGAAAACAACACGGACCACUUUCCAUGUGAUGAAUUGAAAAGUCUCGAAUAUCAAACGAAAAUGUUACAAGCAAUUUGUGUAGAGCACGAAGAGGAUGACUGCUCAAUUUAUAAGAGACUUACUAGGAAAUGUAGCUGCUUAAAUAAUGAAAUUUUUAAUGAUUUUGUUAUUCACUUUAAUGAAAAAUCAAAAUACACAACCAAUAAUUUAGGAGAAAUUGUGAAGAACUUGCAUAUCCUUAAAAAGUUUCUGUAUAUUGGUGGCGAAUAUACUAAAAAUGCGCUUAUGUUCUUAAAUCAGGGCUUGGCUCUAUCGCAAUACACGGAGAAAGUUGAAAUUGCUCAAGGUUGUGCUCACGCAGACAUUUGCAAUAUUUUCGAGGAGUACUCCAUCGUAACAGCGUGUAUAUCUUGGCCAUUCGUGGCCGAAUAUUACGGAGACGCAACCAGCCAGCUUUGGACCGCUCAAUUACUAAAUAAACUUGCCGAAAUCGAAGAAGGCCGCAGAUACUUACGCUUCAAUUCCAAAAUAUUAAACGACAUUAGAAAAGUAUUGCGAAAAAAAGGAUCAAACUUAGAUAUGAACACAGUCGAUGCCUUAAAUGCAACAUUGAACCUACUUACACCAUCAUUUGAGAAGAAUGCGGAUAUAAAAUAUUUUUGCAAGUCAGCUCACGAAGGAAUUGGGAAUAACACGAUAAAACAUUUACUGGAAUAUCGCCAAUAUAUGACGUUAGACGAAUUAAGAAUGCAUCUGGAAUUAUUGAAAAAUUUUAGCAAAUUGGAAUUUGGCAAGGAGGAACUUUCAGGCAUUUUAAAUGUAAUGCUGGUACUUUUUAGGGCGAUAAUAACAGACUAUAAUAAUAGUGAAAUAAACAUACUAAUCACAAGUACAUUAAAUAACAUUUUAACCAAGCAUGUCCGAAGGAAUGUAAAGGCUAAUCCUAUUGUGACUUUAAGGGAUACUGGCACAGAGGCAAUAGAAAUAAAAAGUCCAAAAAUGACAAAAAAACAUAAUAAGAAAUACAAACGCAGCAAUCAUAAGAAUGGAAUGGGUUAUUCGCCUGUUAAGGAUAUAAAUAUGUCUAAAUACAGUGUUUCAGGAUGGGAAACGUCGAGAAGUACAGUUAUUAAAUCAAGAAUACUCCCAAAAGACAUGAAAGACGAAGGAAAGAUGAGGUCUCCAGUUAUAGUAGUGCCGAUGGAAAAAUAGCCAACAACCACAGUAAACAUUUUAUUGUUGAUAAAAAUUAUGAACCACCUACAAAAACAAAGUUAAAUACUUUACAAUAGUUUAUGUACAUAUUUUUAAAUAAAUAAUAUCACAACAAUCAGCUCA
Messenger RNA from Leptidea sinapis, 1910 nucleotides. RefSeq lists its product as uncharacterized. The transcript is spliced from 10 exons. NCBI's taxonomy places the organism in Eukaryota, Metazoa, Arthropoda, Insecta, Lepidoptera, Pieridae. Bases 159 to 1784 code for a protein of 541 amino acids. The record is from RefSeq and is a predicted model, not a curated record.